UAACAAAGAAUCCUCUUGGGUCGGUUAAACUAAGGGCGGUUAUAAAUUCAUCCUGAAAGGAUUUGUUUUCUCUCGAUGUAAAGUAAGACGAUGAGAUCUACGGCUGAACUUUGAAGCACUGGUGGGGAAUUAAGGAACAUUUUGUAUUCUUUCUCCAGAGUUCCAAUCCAGGGCCCGCAUUCCAAGUGACGUCAUUGUCCAUCGGCCCGCCAUCUUUCUUGCAGGCAGAGGGGCGUUGAGUGCUCGGGGCUGGCGUUUGGUUCGCCUGGAAGAUGCCAGUCUCAUGCAGCGCACUGGAUUGUAAGAACCGCUUCAAGAAAGGAAGCGGCAUAACUUUUCACAGAUUUCCUAUUUCAAGACCUGACCUCAUGGCAAAAUGGUUAAAAGCUGUAGCACGAGAAAACUGGGUGCCAUCACCAAGAGCAACUCUCUGCAGUGAUCACUUCAUUAAAGAGUGCUUUGAAGAACGGAAUGAUAGAAGGCAUUUAAAAUUUUCUUCUGUACCAACCAUAUUUCCACCUCCUAAAAAUAAGACUACAGGCUCCAGAAAGUCAAAUAAAGUAAAGGCUUAUAGUGGACACCAUAAGGAAUCUUCAGACGUGGAGAUGUCGCUUUUGCCAUCGCAACCUGAUUUAGUUGAUGAAACAUUAAGUCAAGCAAUCAGGCCAAACUAAG
Molecule: messenger RNA, 675 nt
Organism: Pristis pectinata (smalltooth sawfish)
Lineage: Eukaryota; Metazoa; Chordata; Chondrichthyes; Rhinopristiformes; Pristidae
Product: THAP domain-containing protein 1-like
Exons: 3
Coding region: 273-674 (133 amino acids)
Molecular function (GO): sequence-specific DNA binding
Source: RefSeq, a predicted model, not a curated record